This is a messenger RNA of Erythranthe guttata (spotted monkey flower), 1238 nucleotides long. Its product is annotated as lysine-specific demethylase JMJ25-like. Gene Ontology annotation, biological process: regulation of transcription by RNA polymerase II. Gene Ontology annotation, cellular component: histone deacetylase complex; chromatin. The record is from RefSeq and is a predicted model, not a curated record. NCBI's taxonomy places the organism in Eukaryota, Viridiplantae, Streptophyta, Magnoliopsida, Lamiales, Phrymaceae. Gene Ontology annotation, molecular function: chromatin DNA binding; histone H3K9 demethylase activity; transcription coregulator activity.
ACCAAUUUCAGAAGUAAAGCCACAACAAUUAAACUGCGUGGCAGUUGACCGAAUAUACUGUAACAACUGUAAAACAUCUAUUGUUGAUUUUCAUCGAAGCUGCCCAAGGUGUUCCUAUGAUCUGUGCAUCACAUGUUGUCGAGAGAUUCGAGAGGGACAUUUGCAGGGUGGGGAUGAAGAAGUGGUCAUGCAUUAUGCAUUUCGUGAUUCAAGUUACUUCCACAAUGACAAUUGUCACACUGCGCAUCAUAGUAAGAACGCUUCUCCUAUUAAUAACAAUGAACCUUCUUCUGAAGUUAAAGCUGAGAUGAAAUCUGCAUGGAGAUCUGUAGAGGUUGGUAUCAUUCCAUGUCCACCACAAUGGUUUGGGGGUUGUGGUGAAGGAAUUCUGGAAUUGAAGUGUAUUUUUCCAGAGAAUUGGGUCUUGAAGUUGCUGUCCAGAGCAGGAGAACUGGUGAAGGGACAAGAUUUUGAGGACUUGCCUAAAACUUGCGAGGAAUGCCCGUGUUUGAACUUCUUUGGUGAGAAUGUAAUGGCUAGUGAUAAAUUGUGCAGAGCAGCUUCUAGGCAAGAUUCGAGGGACAAUUUUUUGUACUGUCCAACAGCUAAAGACCUGCAGCAUGAUGAUAUGAAACAUUUUCAAUUGCACUGGCUCAAAGGUGAGCCUGUGAUUGUUAAUGGCGUGCUAGAAACUACAUUAGGCUUGAGCUGGGCACCCAUGGUUAUGGCGCGUGCUUUUCGUCAGAAUAGAAAGAAAGAAAAUGAAGUUCUAGUUGAUGUGACUGCAAUAAACUGCUUGGACUUGUGUGAGGUCAGGCACUUGAUUCUACUUCUUCGUUAUGUUUCAUCUAACAGCAAAACUCAGAAGUCUCUUACGUUGAUAUGAUGCAUGAUAAUUCAACUACUACAAAUUGACAUGCAUUUUUGAAAUAAUAUACAUCAUUGAAAUAACUAAAUAAUAUAUCAAUUGUACGUCAUCUUUUUAGUGAAAGUUACAUAUAUUUGUAUGAUCUGUUAUCUAUAUUUCCAGUCAUGCACUGCCUAUUUUAGACCAUACUUGUUUGUUUGAUUCGUAUUUGGACUACAUGUUAGGAGUAGUUGUCCUCUUACAAUAAAUUUCAAAUGUGUUUGUUGUAUCUGGUGGUUUAUGCGAUGAUCGUAAUUUUUCUGGUGAUGCUAUUAGAUCACUAAACACCAGUUUUUUUUUUCAAAUUGUUCUUGUAUGUGAGUUAGGUAAU